Diabrotica virgifera virgifera (western corn rootworm) is the source of this 837-nucleotide messenger RNA. RefSeq names its product perlucin-like. The transcript has 5 exons. NCBI's taxonomy places the organism in Eukaryota, Metazoa, Arthropoda, Insecta, Coleoptera, Chrysomelidae. The record is from RefSeq and is a predicted model, not a curated record. Gene Ontology annotation, biological process: biological process involved in interspecies interaction between organisms. The coding region runs from base 72 to 725 and encodes 217 amino acids. Gene Ontology annotation, molecular function: carbohydrate binding. Gene Ontology annotation, cellular component: external side of plasma membrane.
AAUUUUGAUAAAAAACCCAGUCAUAUACUAAAUAAAUGCCAUGAAUAUUCACAUUUCGAAAAACUAUCAACAUGUCUAGCUGUGUGUUUGUGUGUGCAUUUUUCGUGAUUGUUGCUUCGAGUUCAGUGACUGCGGAAAAUGGAAAUGCCACUUUGGUUUUUGAUACUUUUGAAAACCUGACAGAUAAAGUUCCAUCUUUAAAACUAAUCCAUUUUGGUAGAAAGAGCUACUAUAUCGGAGACAUUUUUAAGGGCAAUUUCUAUCAUGCUGAGCAAUUUUGUAGAUAUCAUGGAAUGAACUUGGUAAAUAUUGAAUCAAAGGCGGAGAUGCAUUUUCUUGAGGACGCCAUCUUAGAGACAGGUGACCCUGCUUUACAUUAUUGGAUGUCCGGUACUCGCCUUCCUGACCAAGAACGAUGGAUAUCAUUUACCAGCGCUAGAGGCAUGUCUUAUUUUAAUUGGAGCCCUGGUGAACCCAACAACGCCUUUAAGAAUGAGUACUGCAUUGAAAUGAGAUUUGUAGACAAAGAACUAAAAUGGAAUGACGUCGGGUGUACUGCUGAAUUUAACUUUAUUUGCGAAGCUAAGUGGACCCACGACUGCCAAAAACUCUAUGAUUAUUUGAUAAAGCAUGAUAUGGAUCUUAAGAAUAUCACCGAUAUCAUAGACACAAAGUUGAAUAAUAACCAAUAUAAGACCGACAAUGAUUCUGUUCAAGCACAAUAAAUGAAUGGAAUGUGAAAAGUUUUGAUUGUGGCUAACGCCAACUAAAAAAGACAAUAAUUUUAUUAUGUACAGUAUUUAAGUUCUAGAAGAAUAAAUAAACAACUCAAUACUU